Molecule: messenger RNA, 11580 nt
Organism: Pongo pygmaeus (Bornean orangutan)
Lineage: Eukaryota; Metazoa; Chordata; Mammalia; Primates; Hominidae
Gene: GSE1
Product: Gse1 coiled-coil protein
Exons: 16
Coding region: 4267-7938 (1223 amino acids)
Source: RefSeq, a predicted model, not a curated record
AGAGUCUCGCUCUGUCGCCGAGGCUGGAGUGCAGUGGUGCGAUCUGGGCUCACUGCAAGCUCCGCCUGCCGGGUUCACACCAUUCUCCUGCCUCAGCCUCCCCAGAAGCUGGGACUACAGGCGCCCACCACCACACCCAGCUAAUAUUUUGUAUUUUUAGUAGGGAUGGGGUUUCACCGUGCUAGCCAGGAUGGUCUCGAUCUCCUGACCUCGUGAUCCACCCGCCUCGGCCUCCCAAAGUGCUGGGAUUACAGGCGUGAACCACCGUGCCCGCCCCUCCUUUUUUUUUUUUUGAGACGGAGUCUCGCUCUGUGCCCAAGCUGGAGUGAAGUGGCGCGAUCUCGGCUCACUGCAACCUCCGCCUCCUGGGUUCACGCCAUUCUCGUGCCUCAGCCUCCCGAGUAGCUGGGACUACAGGCGCCCGCCACCACGCCGGGCUAAUUUUUUUGUAUUUUUAGUAGAGACGGAGUUUCACCGUGUUAGCCAGGAUGGUGUCGAUCUCCUGACCUCGUGAUCCGUCCGUCUCGGCCUACCAAAGUGCUGGGAUUACAGGCGUGAGCCACCGCGUCCGGCCACCGCGCUCAGUCUCAGGUGGACCUCGAUGGCUGUCUCCAAGUGAUCUUGCCUGGAAGCCAGGCUGAUGGGAGCUCCAGACCAAAAGCCCCUUUCCCAUUCUCCACAGGUGGCUGCCAGGAGGCAAGCUUCUUUCUGGCAUAGUCUUCCCCACUGGAGCAGGGGAAGGGGGGCACCCAGCAGAUUGGGGGAGCACCCCUCCCUCUGUACCAUGCCUGUGAUUGGCUCAUAAUUACAGGUUUAUUGCCUGUACAGCUAUUGUGUAAUGACAUGUUUGCAAAUUAAUUUUUAUGGCUCCUGCCAUUAGCAUAUACAGUAGAGGAAGGUUUAGUAUUAAUUACUACUGUUGUUCGUGUAAUCCCGGAGAAUUAAAAACCAAUAAAAGAAUGACAACAGAAACUGAUAGUUUAGGGUCUUUUAAAAAUAGUUUUCUUUUUUUUUUCCCGUAAGUAAGAUGGGAGAUUUUUCCAGUUUGUGAGGGGCUACCGGGUGGGCGGUAGCUCACCCGGGCGGUCUAACCCGCGUCCUAGCCGCCCCCCGCCCCGCCCCCCAGGGGCGCAGAUUGUGCAGCUCGCGGGUGAUAAAUGGGUGGGAGGGAGACGCGGAGGCCCGGCGGGGGGCGCGGGGUGGGGGCAGGGAGGGCAGGUGCUGGACCGCGACCCCGCCGCCCCGCUUGCCAGGCAGCCGCCGGCGGCGGGUGCAAGGGGAGGCGCAGAGAGCUCGCCGCCACGCAGCUCCGGAAACAAAGGGCCGCCGGCGCCGAGGGCCUGGCGCGACCUCCAGGGUCAGCGCGGGGCGGAGCAGCCAGAGGCUGGCGGCGGGCGCGGGCGGCCCCGAGCGGCCGGUUUCCUCCAGGUCAGCAGCUCUGGCGCCCUCCCCUGCGCCCGCGUGCGCUAGGCCGCCCGCGGGGAGGGGGCGCCAGGCGGGGCGCAGCAGCGAGCUUGGGGACUCAAAGACGCUCCUCGCACCCCGGCGGCCGAGCCCCGGAGGAAGGCGGCCGCCAGCACGCCGCAGCCACCGAGCCGCUGGCGGCGGCGGGGAAGAGCGCCACCUCUCCCUUGGCUCCGAGCGCUCCGCCCAGCUCAUUUAAGAAUUUUUCUGGCGGGGUAGGCGAGGGUUUGGCAAGUGGCUUGGAGAGGUCAAAAGGCACGCCGCUCCCCCCACUGCCCCACCUCCUCCAAUUUGCCCUCCGGAGCUUUUCUCUAGGGUAUCGUAUUCCGGGAGUUCAACUGUCAUUUGAAGCCGCUGCAUUUAGCAGGGACCCCGGGGCUGCCGCUGGGGACCCCUGAUUUACGCAGUGGUUGGAGAGCGUUGGCAGGAACCCAAGCUUGGUGUGACCGCGGUGCCCCGCCGUGUGUACCUGCGGGCUCAGGUCUGUUCCUCAAACCAUGAUUGUAUCUGGGGUCAAAAGGUGACCCCUUAGUGUUACCAAGUCAUGAUUCCGGCUGGUUGUGCCACCGAGGGGCCCCUCAGGAGGUAAAAGGGCUUGAAAAUAAAUUGUCACAUCAAGAGGCAGCUUUGCAGCGUGCGUUUAAGGAGAGAGUGGGGGGACGUGGGUAAAUGGAUCCUGUCUCUUUAAAAUCGCUGGGCUGGACAAUGAGCGCACAGGAUGUGGUUUGGCGGCAGGGUUUUUUCCCCUUCGAUUUGGGGAAUUAUCACAUGGGGCCUUCUUGAGCUGGUGUGAAAGGGAGGCGGCGUGGGGAGGAGAGAUACAGGCUCCACACUCACACUCUCUGUGCAGUUGAUCGUUUUCUUAAACCAAAUUAGCCGGGGCUUUCGUUACUAUGGUGCAGCCAGGGCUUGCAGAAUCCCAGUAAUAGCAUUUAUUAGGUCUAUUUGCCUGGAAGCAUGCCUUCCCGGAUCUGAUAAUGCACCAGUGCAGGGAGAGUGUGGGAGAUGCUAUCAAGCAUUUGAUUACACUUGCAACAGGGAUUUUUAAGGGGUGGGGUGCGGGGUGAGGGGUGAGAGGAAAAGAAAGGAGGGAAACAAACCGCUCGCCCGAGGAGCUCACCAGGGCCGGCCGGCGUGUGCGUUGCCGCAGCCCCGCGUGGGUUCCACAAAAGGCGGCCCCGAGUCCCCGGGUCACGGUUUGGGGAUUCUCCUCCCGGGUCCUGGCGGAGGGCGAACUCCCGGCUCCCGCAGCUGUCAGUCGUGGGUGGGGUGGGAGGGAGGACGGGCGGGCGGGCGGCCAGAGCUCGGAGUUGGGUAGCCGGAGGGGGGGACCAGCGGCGCCCGCAGCCGCCCACUGUUUGCAAACGGCCCCCGCUUCGGAGCGAAGGGGAGCACCCUGCCUUCGGCAGCGGCACCCUCCCCGGGUUAGGAGAGGCGAGCCCGGCUUCCUGCGCCCCGCUCCCCGUCCGCAUGGAUCUGCCGCCCGGCUCGGCGGCCGCGCGGGGGGAAGCUCGCAAGUGAAACUAUUAUUAUCGCCCUGCGAAGCAUGGAGCUGUUGGAAGAUGCCGCGUAGAGACGGAAGGAGCCGCCGCCGCCGCCGCCUUCAGCCGCCCGCCGCUGUGCCCCUACCCUUUCGCUUUCAUUAGGGGAGACAAAUCUGCUGUCAGGCAGCCAGCUUUCCAAUUUACCGAUAAUGAUUCUUGCAUGAAAAUUGAUCGAGGGGCUCUCCACCGCCGUGCGCUCUCGCCUCCCCGCUCUCCUCCUGCCUCCUUCUGCCCAGGCGCCAGAGCCCCCGCGAGUUCUUUCUCCUCCUUCUUCCACCCCCUCUCUCUGAGUCAGUGGUGGGACGCCGGGCCAGGGAGAUAACCAAAAAAGGGGGGGGAGGGGUGUUGGUGGCGAGAGGGGGAGGGGAGCCGGCUCCCCGGCCUGCUUUCUCCUGCCGGAGACUUGUUUGCAAUCGCCGCCUCUUUUAUUUACGAGAAGAAAUCUCCCCCUCGGUACUUCUUGGCUGUUUGGGUAUUAAUUUUCUCCUCUCCCCUCUCCCGCUCGCCCCCUCCUCCUCUCCCCGCCACCCCGCCCCUCCUCACCCAGUAGCUAAGGGGAAACAAAACAAAGCCGAUUUCUCCUUGGCAACAAGAGAUACCCCCUCCCGCCGCCCCCCCCUUCCUUUUUCCUUCUGGUUCUGAACGUGAAACCCUGUUGGAAACAGGUCUCUUGACCCUCGCCCUUGACAUUCAAAUGGCUGAAUGGAGGAGAGAUUGCUACUCGCACGUCUUGGGGGCUGAUUUUUUUUCUUUCCCCCCCUCUCUCUUUUCCUUUACAAAUGAGUAAUCCCUGAAGAUCUUAACCCCCCAAUUUCAUCACCCUCACCUCCCCCCUUUAUUUUUCUCUCGCUCCUCUUCCCCGCCUGCUUCCCUCCGCCGCGCUCCCCCCUCCUUUUUUUUAUUUGCAUCUCAAGUCCAAAAGGCAGAAAAUACACACGCGGCGAAGACACCCGGGCAGCCGUGGAGGCUCCGGCCCGUCCUUGGUCGUCAAUUACCUCAUUGUGGAUCUGCCAGGGCCAAGGUGGCCGAAGUUGCCCGGGCGCUGGUCGGAGAGAGAGCCUUUUGAUCAUCUUGGUGGGGGGGGGAAAGACUGAUUUUUUUUUUCGUCGCUCUCGGGAUCGCUCUUCUGCCUUUAUUUUAUUGUUUUGGACAUUUUUGAGCGCCGUGGUUUGAACGGUGCUUUUUGUUCAUUCCUGGGUUUUAAUAUUAUUUUCCUUGUUCAUCCCUCUCUGGCAACUAUGGAAUUCUAAUUUGAACCAUGUUUGGAUUGAAGCCGCCUCUGUAUUACUUACCAGGCAUGAGCCAUGAGCCCAAGUCCCCUUCGCUAGGGAUGCUUUCCACCGCGACCAGGACCACCGCCACCGUCAACCCCCUCACCCCCUCGCCGCUCAAUGGCGCCCUGGUGCCCAGCGGCAGCCCCGCCACCAGCAGCGCGCUGUCGGCUCAGGCCGCGCCGUCCUCCAGCUUUGCCGCCGCGCUGCGCAAGCUCGCCAAACAGGCGGAGGAGCCCAGAGGGUCCUCACUGAGCAGCGAGUCGUCCCCUGUGUCCUCUCCGGCCACCAACCACAGCUCCCCCGCCAGCACACCCAAGCGCGUGCCCAUGGGCCCUAUCAUCGUCCCCCCUGGGGGCCACAGCGUGCCCAGCACACCCCCCGUGGUGACCAUCGCUCCAACCAAAACCGUCAAUGGCGUCUGGAGGAGUGAGAGCCGGCAGGAUGCCGGCUCCAGGAGCAGCAGUGGAGGUCGGGAGCGCCUCCUUGUGGAGCCCCCGCUCCCUCAGGAGAAGGCAGGGGGCCCAGCCAUCCCCUCGCACCUGCUCAGCACCCCCUACCCCUUCGGCCUCUCCCCCAGCUCAGUCGUGCAGGAUUCCCGCUUCCCGCCACUCAACCUCCAGCGGCCUGUGCACCACGUGGUGCCCCCCAGCACCGUGACUGAGGACUACCUGAGAAGCUUCCGGCCCUACCACACCACCGACGACCUCCGCAUGUCCUCACUGCCUCCCCUCGGCCUGGACCCGGCCACUGCUGCGGCUUACUACCAUCCCAGCUACCUGGCCCCACACCCCUUCCCCCACCCGGCCUUCAGGAUGGACGACUCCUACUGCCUGUCUGCCCUGAGGUCCCCAUUCUACCCCAUCCCCACCCCCAGCUCCCUGCCCCCACUGCACCCAUCAGCGAUGCACCUCCACCUCUCUGGGGUCCGCUACCCCCCCGAGCUCUCCCACUCAUCCCUAGCAGCGCUGCACUCGGAGCGCAUGUCUGGCCUCAGUGCAGAGAGGCUGCAGAUGGACGAGGAGCUAAGGCGGGAGAGGGAGCGCGAGCGUGAGCGUGAGGCUGACCGCGAGCGGGAGAAGGAACGUGAGCGUGAACGCGAGAAGGAGCGCGAGCAAGAGAAGGAGCGUGAGCGUGAGAAGGAGCGCGAGCGUGAGCUGGAGCGCCAGCGGGAGCAGCGGGCCCGGGAGAAGGAGCUGCUGGCCGCCACGGCCCUGGAGCCCACCUUCCUGCCUGUGGCCGAGCUGCAUGGGCGGCGUGUCCAUGCCACUGAGGAGCGAGGCAAGCCCUCGGAGCAGCUGACCCCAACCCGAGCAGAGAAGCUGAAGGAUGCCGGCCUGCAGACGCCCAAGCCCGUGCAACACCCCUUGCAUCCGGUGCCCGCCCCACACCACACGGUGCCCAGCCUCAUCUCCAACCAUGGCAUCUUCUCUCUGCCUAGCAGCAGUGCUGCCACAGCCCUGCUGAUCCAGCGCACCAAUGAGGAGGAGAAGUGGCUGGCGCGGCAGCGGCGGCUGCGGCAGGAGAAGGAGGACCGGCAGUCUCAGGUGUCGGAGUUCCGGCAGCAGGUGCUGGAGCAGCACCUGGACAUGGGCCGGCCCCCGGUGCCGGCGGAGGCAGAGCACAGGCCGGAGAGCACCACCAGGCCAGGACCAAACCGUCACGAGCCAGGUGGCCGCGACCCUCCGCAGCACUUUGGGGGGCCACCACCUCUGAUUUCACCCAAGCCCCAGCUCCAUGCUGCACCCACGGCCCUCUGGAACCCCGUGUCCCUGAUGGACAACACCUUGGAGACGCGGCGGGCCGAGAGCCACUCUCUGCACAGCCACCCGGCUGCAUUUGAGCCCUGCCGCCAGGCAGCCGUGCCGCUGGUGAAAGUGGAGCGGGUCUUCUGCCCGGAGAAAGCAGACGAGGGGCCACGGAAGCGUGAGCCUGCCCCUCUGGACAAGUACCAGCCACCUCCGCCGCCACCACGAGAGGGAGGGAGCCUGGAGCACCAGCCCUUUCCGCCUGGGCCUGGGCCCUUCCUGGCUGAGCUCGAGAAGUCCACCCAGACCAUCCUGGGCCAGCAGCGGGCCUCCCUCCCACAGGCGGCCACCUUCGGGGAGCUCAGCGGACCCCUGAAGCCUGGCUCGCCCUACCGGCCCCCAGCGCCACGGGCACCCGACCCUGCCUACAUCUAUGAUGAGUUCCUGCAGCAGCGCCGGAGGCUGGUCAGCAAGCUGGACCUGGAGGAGCGCAGGCGGCGGGAGGCCCAGGAGAAAGGGUACUACUACGACCUCGAUGACUCUUACGAUGAGAGCGAUGAGGAGGAGGUCAGGGCCCACCUCCGUUGCGUGGCCGAGCAGCCGCCCCUCAAACUGGACACGUCCUCUGAGAAGCUAGAGUUUUUGCAACUUUUUGGCUUGACCACCCAACAGCAGAAGGAGGAAUUGGUGGCCCAGAAGCGGAGGAAGCGGCGGCGGAUGUUGCGAGAGAGAAGCCCGUCGCCCCCAACAAUUCAGAGCAAGCGGCAGACGCCUUCACCGAGACUGGCGCUGUCUACCCGCUACAGCCCCGACGAGAUGAACAACAGUCCCAACUUCGAAGAAAAGAAGAAGUUCCUGACCAUCUUCAACCUGACCCACAUCAGCGCCGAGAAGAGGAAAGACAAAGAGAGACUUGUUGAAAUGCUCCGUGCCAUGAAGCAGAAGGCACUGUCAGCAGCAGUGGCCGACUCCUUGACAAACUCUCCGAGGGACAGUCCUGCCGUCUCCCUGAGUGAACCAGCCACACAGCAAGCCUCUCUGGAUGUGGAGAAGCCGGUUGGUGUUGCUGCUUCUUUGUCUGACAUCCCAAAGGCCGCAGAGCCUGGGAAGCUGGAACAGGUCCGGCCCCAGGAGCUGUCGAGAGUCCAGGAGCUAGCUCCUGCCAGCGGGGAGAAGGCCAGGCUGAGCGAGGCCCCUGGAGGCAAAAAGAGCCUGAGCAUGCUUCACUACAUCCGGGGCGCUGCACCCAAGGACAUUCCUGUGCCGCUGUCCCACAGCACCAAUGGGAAAAGCAAGCCAUGGGAGCCCUUUGUGGCAGAAGAGUUUGCACAUCAGUUCCACGAGUCAGUGCUGCAGUCCACCCAGAAGGCCCUGCAGAAGCAUAAAGGGAGCGUGGCUGUGCUGUCCGCAGAACAGAACCACAAGGUUGACACGUCCGUCCACUACAACAUUCCUGAGCUGCAGUCCUCCAGCCGCGCCCCUCCACCCCAGCACAAUGGGCAGCAGGAGCCCCCCACUGCAAGGAAGGGCCCCCCAACCCAGGAGAUGGACCGGGACUCGGAGGAGGAGGAAGAGGAGGAGGAUGAAGAUGGAGAAGAUGAGGAGGAAGCCCCCAGGCGCAAGUGGCAAGGGAUCGAGGCCGUUUUUGAAGCUUACCAGGAACACAUAGAAGAGCAAAAUCUGGAGCGGCAGGUGUUACAGACACAAUGCAGACGACUGGAGGCCCGGCACUACAGCCUCAGCCUGACGGCAGAGCAGCUCUCCCACAGCGUGGCGGAGUUGAGGAGCCAGAAACAGAAGAUGGUCUCAGAACGGGAACGGCUCCAGGCAGAACUGGACCACUUACGAAAGUGCCUUGCCUUGCCUGCAAUGCACUGGCCUAGGGGCUACCUGAAGGGAUACCCCAGGUGACGGUUUCCCUUGCACUAGGCCGAACCUAUAGUAUAGAAAUAUUAUCUAUUUUAUUACCUUGAAUAUUUAAUAUUUUUCACUGGGAGGUUUGAAGCUUACAAAAUGAGAAUGUGCCAUGCAUGAAGCAAAGGAUUCCAGGCUCCAGAAAAAAAGAACUCACUCACCUUGACGUCAAUGCAAUUGAAUCACCAUUGUCAUUCAGCGAGCAACCGAUGUAGGAUUGCCCAUAGUUUUUCUUUUUAAAGGUGGUUUUAGCCCUUCCUCUCCCACAUUAUUUCUUAAUCUGAACAUGAAGGCUGCAUUAGCAACACUAAAACUUGAUCAUUCACAGCCCGCUGUGCAUAUGAGUGGAUCAAACCGGUUCUGUUCUUUCUUGUGUUGCCGUGUCACUAUGCCUCAAGCCCAGUUUGCUUUUGCCGCAGUGAUGGGGCCAGUCUCAUUCCUCCCCAGGAGUGAAACUUGCUUCAGCUGAAAAGGUUGGGUGCAUUAUAAGUAAAAAGGGCUUAUUUGUUUCAUUUACUUUCCUGCAAAAUUUUCUUCAAAGCAACAAGUCCUAGGAGCACACAAAGCAACCCAAAGGCUUUUCCCUGGAAAAGCUCUUACCUAAAGAUAAAACCAAUUCACAAACUGAAGGUACCUUUUUAUUACUCCGUGGGGAGCAUGUACAGAGCUCUGUGUAUACACAGCUUCACACCCACCACAUUGUUACUACAGUGGGUGGGGUUUUCAUACAGACGUAAAUUUUGAGAGAAAAGUCAAAGGUGCUUCAGCCUUGUACUGUGUAUAUAUAUUAAAAAAAAACAAAGUUUUGUAUGUUUUUAUUACUUUAACUAUUGUUAUAAAAAGCCUGCCAUUUUUAAUAUGUGGUUUGGGGGAUUUUUGUUUGUUUUUCCUGUUUGGGGGUUUUGUUUGUUGUUUUGGUUUUUUUGGGCAAAAAAAAAAAAACCUUGCUUUUAGUGUUUGUACUGCUGCUGGUCAGGACAUUAAAAUAUUGAAGUGUUUUUAAAAAUUAAAGAAGAAGAAAAGUAAAAGAGCUUACCACUGGCGCCUAUGCGAUCACUUCAUUUUUAGUUUGAGUUGCACCAGAAGCUGCCGUAGAAAGCCAUGCGCUACUGCUUACCUCCUCCACUCCCCCUCCCCGCCCCCAGCAUCUGGACAAGCUAAUAGCAAAUAUUACCCAUUGCUAUCAAGGGAGGAGGGGGUAGUCUAUAGAACCUAUGUGUGACAGUCAUGUGCACACAUGGGUGGGGACUUUCAAAAACCUUUCAGGAAGUAAAUGAUUUCUGUGAUAGAAUUCUAAGGUGUCUGAGAGCAGGUACAGAAUAGGAACUUCAGAGGCUUUAUUUAAAUGCAAAGCUUUGUAAAAGCCACAAGGUCUGAGCUGAACCCCUCCUUUUUGAACUUACUGUGACAAGCACAGGAACGGUCAGAAACUGGGCUCAUCACACCAAGGCAAAGCAAUGGGCGAGUCUUCCUCCUUGUCCUAGUUACUGCUUAUGGAGGCAGUGUUUGUUUAGAUCAAGAAGGCCUCUCUUGCUCCCAAAGGCCCUCACCAGAGGCCAGGGCUGCCAGUCACUGGUCUGGGGGGUGGAGGCCUGAGCUGAGGGCAGGGUGCCUGACCUGUGUGCCGGCUGCUCACUGCUGUGACCAGCGGCCGAGCCCUUGGCCCUAGCCCGUGCUGCGCAGAACAGCUUGCUGGCAGCCGGCAUCGUGUCGCUUUAUCUGCCCCCACACAGUUUGCUUUGUACGUCUGCCAAGAAUCUUCCGGUUAUUAGCAAACUCAGACAAAUGUGCCGCCAGUAUUGUCAGCAGUCAGCAAGCGCCUUCCUCUCCACAGAAGCCGCUGGAAGAGAGCUCGAGGGCUGUGCUGCAGGCCUCCCCUCGACAGACACUGGGAGGUCAGCAUGUUCCACAGGUGUUCAGAGGGAGUCUGCUACAAACUAUCAGGGCAAAAUCUCACUGGAUUUCUCCACUGAAAACCUACUUGAGGUUUUUGGUCUGAAGGCUUAAGAGUCACAUCUUAGUACUUCAGCUCUCAGGCCGCCUCCUCCAUCACAGAUGUCUGGAUGCUUUUGGUAACGGCCUUGGCUAAAGUAAAAGGGAAAAGUAGAUCCGAUAACUUUUAAAAACAUAGCUCAUCCCUUACCAUCCAAGGGGGCGCUCCCUUGGUUGGAUUUUCUGUGACAGCACAGGGGACAGGUGGCACACCAUGAGAGGUCUGCCCAGGGUGGGAGCAGUGUCCCUGUGCUAGCAAUAGUUGGCUUCUCCCCUGCCAGUGGAAACCCCACUUCUGCCCGGCCCUUGAGCUUCUUGCCCACUGUCUCCCCAUCCUUCCACCUACUUGUGGCGAUCUGAGUAUUCUUGCUCAAGAAGUAAUACGACAAUCAGAAUACAAACCAGUAAGGCAACACGAAUAAACUAAGAAAAAGGUAAGAACUGUCUCUCAAAAACGAAAGCACACCACCCAAGACACAGUACCCAGUCAUGGUUUUCCCAUCCAACUAUUAGUUUCAUACUUUGAAAACUUACUUUCAGAUUAUUCUCAAAGAACACAGUAGCACCUAAAUCUGUUUUCAAUUGGGCUUAAAAAUUGACAUGCAAUCUCUUAAGUUUUUUGUUCAGCUACUUCACAUUGAAUACAUCAAAUCUGCUCUGGAGUCGAUUAUGCCACCUGUGUGUCAGGAUGUACGUGAAAGCCCUCGGCUCGGUCCUUGGACCAUCUUCCUACAUUACCUGGAAGGGAGCUGCCAUCUGUCCCUCUGCAGAGGGAUACCUUCCAAUAGUAAAUUAUCUGGUUCCUCAUCGAAACAAGUUAUUUUUGUUUCAUACAGUCAGAGCCAGACUGACAUGAUAAAAUAUCAUGUUCCUAAUCCAUUGUCUCAGAGAAGUGACCAAGACGGGAUUUUUCCACAUUUUAGUCUAUAUUCUAAUCUUAAAGGAAUAAAGCACUGAAUUGGGAAUAACAUUUGAUAGGUUGCACCCUUAAGAGUAUUCAGAGAGCAUCAAAAGGAGCCCACACCUUCAGCAGCGAAGGAUUCUAACAGGGAAUCUGCAGUUUGUAGCAGAACGGUAUUUUCCUCAAGUAGCUCAUAAUACUGCCAAAUCUCAAAAAUUAAGCUGAAUUUCAAUUACUACCCCUUUCCCUGAGCCACGUGUUUCACACAAGUGUAGAAAAUUCCAGGGAUCCACCACAAGAUGGAGAUGGUCAGCACAAACCGAUUCUGUUCCUCUUUAAAGUGUAUAUUAGCCACUUAGCAAUCUCUAUAUUCUUUCAAGUAACCAAGCUGUUGACUUUCUUACUACUUGGAGUAGCCUGUCCCCAACUUUUCGAUCCAGUGCUUAACCUAAAAAACUCCUUAACUCUGCCUUGACCUGAGGAAGACCAUGCUAAUUGGUGUUAUUUUGUAUGUACCCUGUGCUUAAUUCUAGAACAGUAAACCCAUACACAGGUGGGAGGGAGGAACACCAGUGCCUCGGUCACUCUGGGGGCAGUUUAGAUGCUGUGAAAUUAAACCUGUUCUAAGUGUACUUGUUUGAAUUAAUUGUAUUGUAAUAUUAUUUGUUGAAUGUAGUAAUUAGGUAUUUAUGAAUAUAUUGCUGUAAUUUCUGACAACAUCCAAAAAAUAAAAUCUUCCUAAAUCA